Molecule: messenger RNA, 1377 nt
Organism: Lathyrus oleraceus (garden pea)
Lineage: Eukaryota; Viridiplantae; Streptophyta; Magnoliopsida; Fabales; Fabaceae
Exons: 1
Coding region: 1-1377 (458 amino acids)
Source: RefSeq, a predicted model, not a curated record
AUGUAUGUCACUGAAUUUCAAAAGCGAGGACUGCCGCAUGUGCAUAUGUUGUUGGUCUUAGAAAGUAACGAUAAGUUGCGUGACCCAAAAGAUUAUGAUAGUAUGGUAAGAGCAGAAAUACCUAAAUUAGAAUGUGAACCACAGUUGCAUGAAGCUGUUGUAAGACAUAUGAUCCACGGACCUUGCGGCAUAAUCAACCGAAAGUCUCCAUGUAUGAAAGACGAACAUUGUAAAAAAAGGUAUCCCAAACAAUUCUUGGAUGAAACACGUCAAGACACUGACUCAUAUCCCGAGUAUAGGAGAAGGUUUGAUGAGUCUGUAUCGUUAGGUAGAGAUAGGUCUGUCGAUAAUAGAUGGGUGGUUCCUUAUAACCCUUGGUUACUGUUAAAGUAUGAUUGUCACAUAAAUGUAGAGAUUUGCAGUAGCAUUAAAAGUAUCAAGUAUCUAUACAAAUAUGUGUACAAGGGCCCUGAUCAUGUGGCUAUGGAGGUUCAUAAAGGAUCAUACAUGGAUGAAGUUCAACAAUAUGUUGAUGCAAGAUGGAUUUGUGCUCCCGAGGCAUUAUGGAAAAUAUUUCGAUUCACUCUUUACCGAUUAUAUCCUUCGGUUGAAAGAUUGCAGAUCCACUUGCCGAACCGCCAUCAAGUGCGCUUUUAUGAUCAUCAGCAAAUUGCAGAUGUGUUAAAUAAUGAACGCAACUCCAAAACAAUGCUCACACAAUUCUUUGCAUUGAAUCUACGAGAUCCACAAGCAAGAAAGUAUCUGUAUAGAGAGAUUCCAGAGCAUUAUUGUUGGAACAAGCGGGGUAUGGAAUGGCAUCGUAGGCGAUCAACAAGAAAAGUUAUCGGGAGAAUAUAUACGGUAUCACCUUCAGAGGGAGAUAAGUUUUACUUGCGACUAUUGUUAUCGCAUGUCACAGGUCCAACCAGUUGGGAAUAUCUUCUUACAAAUAACGGCAUGACUUUCAGUACAUUCAAAAAAUCAGCCGAGGAUAGGGGAUUUCUAGAGACUGAUGAUAGUAUUCGUGAUUGUUUGGUUGAGGCUACGAGUCUCCGAAUGCCAUAUGCUUUACGAAGGUUAUUCGUGACGAUUUUAAUAUUUUGUGAACCUACUGAUGUUAGAGGCCUUUGGAAUGAGUUUUUUACACAUAUGGUAGAGGAUUAUCAAACAGCUAACAAUGUUGUGGAAUCAGACUUAACUAAUAUGUUGUUGAAGGACUUGAAUGAACUCUUAAACCUUCACGGUAAAAAGAUUGAUGAUUAUGAUCUCCCAUCUUUACCCCCUAAUACAAUAGACAGAGGUCCAGUUCCAAGUAUCAUACAAGAGGAGUUAGCGAUCGAUAUCCCAAUGAAGAUAUUGAAUCUAUUGCUAAGUUAA